Lindgomyces ingoldianus is the source of this 1221-nucleotide messenger RNA. RefSeq names its product glycoside hydrolase. The transcript is spliced from 6 exons. Bases 1 to 1221 code for a protein of 406 amino acids. The record is from RefSeq and is a predicted model, not a curated record. Gene Ontology annotation, molecular function: hydrolase activity, hydrolyzing O-glycosyl compounds. NCBI's taxonomy places the organism in Eukaryota, Fungi, Ascomycota, Dothideomycetes, Pleosporales, Lindgomycetaceae.
AUGCUGUCCAUACUAACCCUCCUCUUCCUCCCCUCCGCUCUAGCAUACAACAAUCACCCCUCCCAUUCUCUAGCUGACCUCCCUAUAACCCGCCGGGGCUCGACUCUCUACCUCGAUCAAAAAAAAUGGACCGCCUCCGGCGCAAAUGUAUACUGGCUCGGCCUGGAUGAAAACGUGAUCCCUCCUUCCGGCGAACCCUUCUACGCACCUUACAACGCGUCAUAUCCAACGAAAGGCCGCAUCACCGAAGUGAUGACUACGGUUAAUGUAAUGGGUGCAAGGACGAUCAGGAGUCAGACGAUGGGAGUGAGUGUGGGGAAUCCUUUGAGUGUGAUGCCGAAGCUGGGAGAGGUCAAUGAGAGAGCGUUUGAAAGUAUGGAUUGGGCAGUUUUUCAAGCUAGGAAGUAUGAUUUAAGGAUUUUUGCACCUCUCACUGACAACUAUGAUUAUUACCAUGGUGGAAAGUUUGUGUUUCUAAGGUGGAGGGGGAUUGACAUUGGCAGCAGUGGAAAUAUAGAUCCAAAAGUGCAAGCGUUCUACACCAACAGAACAAUUAUCGAUGACUUCAAAAACUACAUCAAGGUCAUCUUGACACAUAGAAACCAGUACACAAACUUGACUUAUGCUGAAGACCCCACGAUAUUUGCAUAUGAGACUGGAAAUGAACUCGGCGGUCCGACAUUCGGAGACAAAAAUGUCCCAGUGGAAUGGACGAAAGAGAUUACACAAUACGUCAAAGAACUUGCACCUACGAAGCUAGCCGUAGACGGAACGUACGGGAUUAACUCGGCCCAUUUGAGCAUAUCCAGCGUCGACAUCUUCUCCGACCAUUUCUAUCCGAUGGACGUUAGUAAGCUCUCGAAAGGAGUAGAAGCUGUCGGAACCGUAGACAAAGUUUACUUCGCGGCCGAGUAUGGAUGGACCCCUCAAUCUCAGAAGAUCUCAUCUAUGGACGAUUUCUUUACAUGGAUCGAGAACCAGCAGAACAAGAGCAGGCCGAUCAUCGCAGGAGACCACUUCUGGAGUCUUUUCAUGCAUAACGUUCCAGACUGCUCAGCCUUUGUCGAACACAAUGAUGGGUUCACGUUGCAAUAUGGCAACCCGAAAAAUCCAGCCAAUUACACAGAACAAAUUUCUAAGAUUCGACAGCAUCUGUUCCAAAUGCAGGGCCAGGUCGUCGGUGCGGCAUUACCUCCAGCGCCAUGUCCGGGGAAGCAAUGA